AUGGGAGCGCCGAAGCAGAAGUGGACGGCGGAGGAGGAGGGGGCGCUGCGGGCAGGAGUGGACAAGUACGGCCCGGGCAAGUGGCGCGCCAUACAGAAGGACCCUGCUCUCGGGCCUCUUCUCACCCACCGCUCCAAUGUUGACCUCAAGGACAAAUGGCGCAACAUGACAGCAGCAGCCACUGGGGGCGGCAGCAGCGCCAGUGCAGUGGUGCCCGUGCCGCGAGUGCGCGCCCCCAGGGAGCAGCGGGCGGCAGCAGCAGCAGCACGCGCUGAGCUGGCAGCAGUUGUGGCGAUGGAGGAGGAAGAAGACGCCCUAUUGGCCGCCGCCGCUGCUGGCAGCGAUGCUGACGUGGCUGAUGGUGGUGCUGAUGAUGGUAGUGGUGCUGCUGAUGCUGAUUUCGCUGGUGGGGGGGGCGACGGGGGGAUAGGGGCGGGGGAGAGCGGGUCUAUGGGCGGGGCUGCUGGGGGGACGGAUGGUGAGGCGGGGGGGGAGGGCGUGGGUGGAGGUAGCGCGAGCAGUGGGCGCACUGGCAGUCGAGGGGGGAUGGGGGAGGAGCGGACUUGGGCUAUUGUGCCAUCUGCUGCUGCCGGCGCUGCUGGUGCUGCUGGCAUGGGUCUACCUGUUACCAGCAAUGCAAGGUAA
Molecule: messenger RNA, 645 nt
Organism: Closterium sp. Yama58-4
Lineage: Eukaryota; Viridiplantae; Streptophyta; Zygnematophyceae; Desmidiales; Closteriaceae
Source: the annotation of a GenBank genome assembly